Molecule: messenger RNA, 1229 nt
Organism: Setaria italica (foxtail millet)
Lineage: Eukaryota; Viridiplantae; Streptophyta; Magnoliopsida; Poales; Poaceae
Product: myb family transcription factor PHL11
Exons: 6
Coding region: 262-1098 (278 amino acids)
Molecular function (GO): DNA binding; DNA-binding transcription factor activity
Source: RefSeq, a predicted model, not a curated record
GAUGCCCGUUCGUUUCGUUUUGUUUGGUUCCACGCGCCGUUGCGUUGCGAUGCGUUGCACCACCCCAAGCGCUAGCUGCUCAAGUCGUCCUAGAUUCCUCACACACAUGAUGCCCUCCUCCGCCACACCCUGCGCUCCCCACCUCGCUCCGCGCUCUUGUCCUCACAUACACCUGUGCUCACGCUCGCGUUACACCGGCCGCGGCAUCAUCGCUUCCCCCUAGGACGUGGAGAGGGAGCGGCGAUCGCCGGGAAGGAAGGAAUGAUGGAGGGGAGAUACGGCGGCGGUGGCGGUGGGGCGAUGUCGCGGGACCCCAAGCCGCGGCUGCGGUGGACGCCGGACCUCCACCAGCGCUUCGUCGACGCCGUCGACAAGCUCGGCGGCCCGGACAAAGCAACGCCAAAGUCGGUGCUCAGAUUGAUGGGCAUGAAAGGCCUCACUCUGUACCAUCUGAAAAGCCAUCUUCAGAAAUAUAGACUCGGAAAACAGGGAAAGAAAAGCACAGGUCUGGAACUUGCCAACGGUGGUGGAUUUGCCGCACCAGGCCUCAGUUUUCCCACUCCAACACCUAUUCCAGGUGUUCCUGCUGAAGGAAAGAACACAGGAGAGAUGCCACUUGCUGAUGCACUAAGGUAUCAAAUUCAAGUCCAAAGAAAACUACAAGAACAACUUGAGGUGCAAAAGAAGCUGCAGAUGCGAAUUGAGGCCCAAGGGAAGUACUUAAAGGCGAUACUAGAGAAAGCUGAGAGAAACAUUUCCUCCGAUGUAAAUGCACCCAGUGACAACAUAGAAUCAACCAGAUCACAGCUCAUGGACUUCAACCUAGCACUAUCAGGUUUCAUGGACAAUGCAACUAGAGUGUGCGAAGAAAAUAACGAACAAUUGGUGAAAGCUUUAUCUGAUGACAAACAUAAAGACAAUAAUUUAGGCUUUCAGCUCUACCAAGUAGGAUGUCAGGGGGCAAAGGAAGUCAAAUGGACACCAAAAACUGAAGACUUGCUCCAACUAGACUUGAAUAUUAAAGGCGGAUAUGACCUCUCCUCUAGAGGAAUGCAAGCAUGUGAGGUAGAUUUGAAAAUCAACCAGCAGAUGAUAUAGAGAUUUGUUCAAGAAGCUGACAGUUUUGGGAAGUUAACUCUUUAUUAUUAGGCUAUUUCUUUCCUGUGGGUACUGAGUAUGCUUGUCCACAGCUCACAAAUUUGCUUUACUCUCUGCUAAUGUAAAAUCUG